AUUAAGAAACGACGCCGUGUAAAGUGUAAACCAUUUCGGUAUCACCGGCGGUGUUUGAAUGGAGGAGUUACCGGAGUGUCCGGUGUGUCUCCAAAGCUACGACGACGGAACCGCGAUUCCACGAGUUCUAUCAUGCGGCCACACCGUUUGUGAAGUUUGUCUUGUUGAGCUUCAUCAGCGAUUUCCGAACACAAUUCGUUGCCCAGCGUGUACACAGCUUGUUAAAUACUCUCCCAAACAAGGUCCUUCUUCUCUUCCAAAAAAUAUUGAUCUUCUUCGACUCUGCCUUCAACAACAAGACUCUUCAGAUGAAAACCAGUUGCGGAAAUUGAAUCAACAGUCCUCGAUCAACGAUGAAUAUUCAGCUCGAUUUUGGUCUGAUGAGUUUUAUGUUGCUUGGAAGGAUUGGAUUCUUCCGCACGACGCCGUUUCGGUUGGCGAGGAUGGUUUUGGUUUGUUCAGUUCGAGUUCUAAGGGUAGGGUUUGCUUUGGAGUUAACCAUACGGUGAGUCUUGUUCCGGUUGUUACUUUGCAUACUGUUAGUGAUUUGAAGUUUAAGUUUAGUUAUGUUGCUUGGGUUAUUAAGUGUUUGGAGGGAUUGACUGAGGCUGCGAGGGACGCUUUAUGUUUGAUUCUAGAAGCUUCCGUGAGGCAGAGUAGGAUUUGCAGGGUUUAUGGGCUGUGGAGUGAGGUUAGUGAUGGUUCUCUGUAUUUGGUGUGUGAGAGGCAUUGUGGUAGGCUUUUGGACAAGUUUGGUGGAUUGUGGAAUGGGGAUGGUUUUGAAUUGGAUAAAGGCGGGGUUUGUAGUUUUGCAAUGAUGGCUAAGGGUGUCGUUGAAGCGGUGAUUGCUUUGAAUUUGGAAGGUUUGGUUGCUGGAUGUUUGGGACUUUCGUGUUUUUCUUUUGAUGAGCUUGGUGGCAUUUGUAUUGAUUUGAAUGAGGUGUUGUUGAUGGGAAGGAAGAUUUGGGAUGAGGUUUCUGGUGGUGCGGGUGAUGAACAUGAAGCAAUGUGUUUAGUUUGUUUGGACAAUGAGAUUUUUGUUAGCGUGGAGGUUUCGUCCAAGUUAUUGAACAAGGGGGUUAUUAGUCCAGAGAGUGGGGAUUCACGAUAUCCAGUUGGGUAUGGCUCAGAUGUGUGGCCAUUGGCUUGUGUGUUGCUGCGGCUUCUUGUUGGAAAUGCUUUCCCUCGGAUUACCUUGGAAGUGAGUGAAGAGAAUGGCCUUGACGUUUCGGCUAGUUACACUUCUUGGGUGGAGAAAGUUAGUUCUGUUGUGGAAGAAAAAUUUGGGUCUGAGUAUCUGUCACUUAAGCAGACUCUCUGCAAAUGUUUAGACAUCAAUCCGGGAAGUCGUCCAAAUGUGGUGGAUGUAAGGAAAUGCAUUCAGGAUGUGCUAGUCAAACAUCAAUUUGGUAUUUUGGGAAAUACAGAGAUUACAGUAAAUAGGAACAACAUAGACCACCCUAUGAUUCUUGCCAUGUUGUUCCAGUUGGUUGAGGAAAGUUCUAAGGAGCUGAGAGAACAUGAGGUGAAAGAAAAUGGUAGUCAACCUGAUUUUCUUCAAGGUGCGGAAAACAAACCCGAUGAAGACCUUGUUGCUAGCUUAUCUAAUGGAAUGACUGAGCUUAAAGAUCUGCAAGGCCAUCUUGGUUGUAUCACUGGAUUAGCUGUAGGAGGGGGGUAUCUGUUUAGCUCCUCUUUUGAUAAAACUGUUCGUGUAUGGUCCUUGCAGGACUUUUCUCAUUUGCACACAUUUAGAGGUCAUGAGAAUAAAGUCAUGGCUCUAGUUUAUGUUGAUGACGAAGAACCAUUAUGUAUAAGUGGUGAUGGUGGUGGGGGAAUAUUUGUCUGGGGGAUUACUGUACCUCUUAGGCAAGAUCCCUUGAGGAAAUGGUACGAGCAGAAGGAUUGGCGUUUUAGUGGUAUCCAUUCCUUGACUGCUUUCGGAAAUCUUCUCUACACUGGAAGUGGAGAUCGAACAAUAAAAGCUUGGUCAUUAAAGGAUGGAACUUUGAUGUGCGCAAUGAAUGGCCACCAAUCUGUAGUUUCCACACUUUCAGUAUGUGAUGGUAUUCUUUACAGUGGUAGUUGGGAUGGAACCAUCCGAUUGUGGAGUCUUAAUGAUCACAGCCCGUUGGCGAUACUAGGGGAAAAUUUGCCUGGAGAGAUGAAGUCUAUCCUGGCUAUUACUGCUAAUAGGGAUUUUCUGGUUGCAGCAUAUGAGAAUGGAUGCAUAAAGGUCUGGAGAAAUGACGUGUUCAUGAAUUCCAAAACAUUGCAUAGUGGUGCCAUUUUUGCUAUGAGUAUGCAUGGAAAAUGGCUUUAUACAGGAGGUUGGGACAAAAAUGUUAAUAUACAGGAAUUAUCGGGAGAUGAGUUUGAACUGAAUGUCAACGCAUUUGGAUCCAUUCCUUCCAGUUCUGUUGUGACAGCUAUAUUAUGCAGCCAAGAAAAACUUUAUGUUGGAUAUGGUGACAAGUCUAUCAAGGAAAAUCUUGGUCGCAUUCAUAAGACUUUCACUGACUUCACUAGCUUGAACCACUGGGUAGUUAAUGACUAUUUCCGAUUAGUGAACUCUGUCAAUGCCUUUGAGCGUCGGAUUCAGGCACUAUCCGAUGACCAGUUGGCUGCCAAAACUGAGGAGUUUCGUCUCCGGCUCAAGCGUGGGGAGACGCUUGCGGAUAUCCAAGCUGAGGCGUUCGCUGUUGUUCGUGAGGCUGCGAGAAGAAAACUUGGAAUGCGCCAUUUUGAUGUUCAGAUUAUUGGUGGAGCUGUGCUGCAUGAUGGGUCCAUUGCCGAGAUGAAAACUGGAGAGGGGAAAACCUUAGUCUCCACCCUGGCAGCAUAUCUUAAUGCUCUGACCGCUGAGGGUGUCCAUGUUGUAACUGUGAAUGAUUAUUUAGCUAAACGUGAUGCUGAAUGGAUGGGGCGUGUUCAUCGUUUCUUAGGUCUUUCUGUUGGUCUUAUUCAGAAGGGGAUGAAAUCCGAAGAACGGAGAUUCAACUAUAGAUGUGAUAUAACAUAUACCAAUAAUUCGGAGCUUGGCUUUGAUUACUUGAGAGAUAAUCUUGCUGGAAAUAGCGAACAGCUUGUUAUGAGAUGGCCAAAGCCAUUUCAUUUUGCUAUUGUUGAUGAGGUGGAUUCAGUCUUGAUUGACGAGGGAAGAAAUCCGUUGUUGAUCAGUGGUGAGGCCAGUCAAGAGGCUGCACGGUACCCUGUUGCUGCAAAAGUGGCCGAAUUGCUUACACAGGGCAUUCAUUACACCGUGGAACUCAAAAAUAAUUCGGUGGAGUUGACCGAGGAAGGAAUUACUCUUGCUGAAAUGGCUCUAGAAACAAAUGAUCUUUGGGAUGAAAAUGAUCCCUGGGCUAGAUUUGUGAUGAAUGCUUUAAAAGCUAAAGAAUUCUAUCGCCGAGAUGUGCAAUACAUUGUCAGAGAUGGAAAGGCUUUAAUUAUAAAUGAGCUGACAGGAAGAGUUGAAGAGAAAAGGAGAUGGUCUGAGGGGAUUCACCAGGCUGUGGAGGCAAAGGAAGGUUUGAAGAUUCAGGCAGAUUCUGUUGUCGUGGCACAAAUUACGUACCAAUCAUUAUUCAAGCUUUAUCCAAAAUUGUCAGGAAUGACUGGAACUGCAAAAACAGAAGAGAAAGAGUUCUUAAAAAUGUUCCAGACGCCAGUAAUUGAAGUGCCCACAAAUCUUCCUAAUAUUCGCAAAGACUUGCCUGUUCAAGCAUUUGCUACUGCUCGUGGGAAAUGGGAGCAAGUUCGCCGAGAAGUUGAAGAUAUGUUUAGACAAGGGCGUCCGGUCUUGGUUGGGACAACUAGUGUAGAGAAUUCUGAACUUUUAGCUGGUCUGCUUAGGGAGUGGAAUAUUCCCCAUAAUGUUCUGAAUGCUCGACCCAAGUAUGCUGCGAGAGAAGCUGAAAUUGUUGCACAGGCAGGACGGAAACAUGCCAUUACAAUAUCUACAAAUAUGGCAGGCAGGGGCACAGAUAUAAUCCUUGGAGGAAAUCCAAAAAUGCUUGCCAGAGAAAUUAUAGAGGAUAGCGUGGUUCCUUUUUUGACACAGGAGGAUCCAAAUAGUGAACUUGCCGGUGAGGCCAUUUCAGAAAAGAUGCUUCCAAAGAUAAAGGUGGGAUCAUCAUCAUUAGCCUUACUGGCUAAGACAGCCUUAAUGGCAAAAUAUGUAUCGAAAAGUGAGGGUAAAAGUUGGACAUAUCAGAAGACUAUAUCUUUUAUCUUGGGGUCUGUUGAAUUGAGUCUUUCGUAUAGUUUGAAAGAGCUGGAGGAGCUUGCCAAUGAAGAAUCUGAGUUCUACCCACUUGGUCCAACGGUAGCACUUGCUUAUCUGGCAGUUUUAAAGGAUUGUGAAGAACACUGUUUGUGUGAAGGGUCUGAGGUAAAAAGGCUGGGGGGUCUUCAUGUGAUUGGUACAUCUCUACACGAGUCCCGAAGAAUAGACAAUCAGCUUCGCGGCAGAGCUGGAAGGCAGGGUGAUCCAGGGUCAACAAGGUUUAUGGUCAGCUUGCAGGAUGAGAUGUUUCAAAAGUUCAAUUUUGACACUCAAUGGGCUGUUAGAAUUAUAUCAAAGAUUACAAACGGAGAGGAUCUGCCAAUUGAAGGUGGUGCCAUUGUGAAACAGCUCUUGGCAUUGCAAAUCAAUGCAGAAAAGUUCUUCUUUGGCAUAAGAAAGAACCUCGUUGAGUUUGAUGAAGUAUUGGAGGUGCAACGAAAACAUGUUUAUGAUCUAAGGCAGUUAAUCUUAACAGGAGAUGACGAAAGCUGUUCCCAACAUAUAUUGCAGUACAUGCAAGCAGUGGUGGAUGAGAUUGUCUUUAGUAACAUUGAUCCAUUGAAGCAUCCUCGUAGUUGGAGUUUGAGUAACCUCUUGAAAGAGUUCAAGACAAUUGGUGGAAAGCUGUUGCAUGAAUCAUUAGGAGGGAUUAAUGAUGACGCUUUACUAAAUUCACUAGGGCAACUGAAUGAAGUGAAUUCAGUUGAUGUUGUCAACUUUUGCCUUCCAAAUUUGCCAGCACCUCCAAAUGCUUUCAGGGGUAUUCGCAGGAAGAGCUCUUCAUUAAAACGAUGGCUUGCAAUUUGCACCGAUGAUUUAAUUGAGAACGGGAAGUAUCGGACGACUUCUAAUCUCCUUCGCAAGUAUCUUGGAGAUUUUCUAAUUGCUUCGUAUUUAGAUGUUGUUGAAGAGUCUGGUUAUGAUGAGAGACAUGUAAAAGAGAUUGAGAGAGCUGUUCUUUUGAAAAGUCUUGACUGUUUCUGGAGAGAUCAUCUUGUAAACAUGAAUAGGCUUAGCUCUGCGGUGAAUGUUAGGAGCUUCGGCCAUAGAAAUCCUCUGGAAGAAUACAAAAUUGAUGGCUGUCGGUUUUUCAUCUCAAUGCUCAGUGCAACUCGAAGGUUAACUGUAGAAGCACUUUUACGACAUUGGACAUCUCCAAUGGAAUCCCAAGAAUUAUUGUUAUAAUAAUCAUUUGAAUGCAUUGUGCAUUAAAAGUAGAUAAUUCUCUCAAGAGUUUUCAACUUAGACCACAUCUAUUUUUCCUCCAAGGAUUUCUAUGAAGGUAAAUUUAGCAAGGCCAAAUUUUUGUACAAUGUUAUUGAUGUUUCACUUAGUCGGUGUGCAUGGUCUAGAUAACAUAAAAGGGGGUCUGUAGAAUAAUUUCAAGAUUCAGGGUUACUUCAUCUAUAAGUAAUGUUUAUCCUUUUUCCUGGUCUGUCAAAGUUAUGGAGAAGAUACAUAGAGAUGCUCACAAAAAUGAUUUGUAUAUUUGCAUCCUAUUACAGGGCAAUCAAAGGAGCUGAUCCUAUUUAUUCAGAGGUUUUGUGUAGAUUACAUGAGUUUUGCUGAUUAAUUGUAUUUCAGGCCCACAUUGAUGGUGCCUAGUGCCUAGUAGCUAGAACGGGUUUAGUAUCUACGCCAAACACAUCCAAGUAAAUAUCUUUUCCGUCCUCUUUGUUCUACCGGAAAAAUAUGUAGCCAAUUUAGAUGUUCAUUGAUCUUUCAAGAGAGUCAAGGGCUAUAAUGAAAGCCACAGUCCCUCAUGUUUCUCAUGCUUGUAUGUAUUUUUUAUCGCUUUGUAUGUUAUAACAAACAAAUGUAAAAUAUGAAACAUAUUUAAGUAAUAUAUCAUGAGAUGUGAUUGCUA
This is a messenger RNA of Trifolium pratense (red clover), 6155 nucleotides long. RefSeq names its product protein translocase subunit SECA2, chloroplastic. Lineage: Eukaryota; Viridiplantae; Streptophyta; Magnoliopsida; Fabales; Fabaceae. Gene Ontology annotation, molecular function: ATP binding; protein binding; ABC-type protein transporter activity. Bases 59 to 5473 code for a protein of 1804 amino acids. The transcript has 36 exons. Gene Ontology annotation, cellular component: chloroplast envelope; membrane. Gene Ontology annotation, biological process: protein import; protein targeting. The record is from RefSeq and is a predicted model, not a curated record.